Lymnaea stagnalis (great pond snail) is the source of this 4851-nucleotide messenger RNA. Lineage: Eukaryota; Metazoa; Mollusca; Gastropoda; Lymnaeidae. The record is from the annotation of a GenBank genome assembly.
UCAGGGGCAGUCUGUUGGGCAGCACAAAAGACAUAAUCCCAUGGAUAUUAAUUGACAUCACUGUUAAGAACUAGAAGACGCACUUAAUUACCUAGUCUUAAAUUUUUUUUUCCGGUUUUUCUAAAAGUCCUAAUCUUUAAUUUAGUACAUUUUUAUUUGAGUUUAUUGAUUUCUCUCAAACAAUUUUGGUAAUUGAGUCAUUAUAUAGGAAUGACCUUCUGACCCCAAUGGUCUCAUUGUAUACUCUAUGGAGUCUUAAAAACUUAUUAACAAAUCAUACUUUUCAAGCGUUUCUUACAGUAGUAUUAUAUGUGAAUGUGUAUGGCCUGUUUUAAAGUCAUUUAUGUAAGUAGCAGCUAAGUGUUUGUGUCUCCUUGUUUGAACAGUUGUCAUCGUCUCAAUCAUGUUCACGCUGGUGGCAGUUUGUGCCGCCGUUCUUGGCGGCUUGAAUCUGUGCCUGGCCUCGUCGAAUCCGAGCCCCGAUGUUGUCACCCUGAUACGUUCAGCAUCACGAUUCUCGCAUAAGAUGUACAAGGAGCUGUCCAGCGACCUGAAAGUAGCCGUCUAUUCACCAUUUAGCGCCCAUGCUGCUCUGUCCAUGGCUUACCUGGGAGCUAGAGGCACUACAGCUGAUCAGAUGAAAUCUGUUCUACAGGUUGAGCUUUUAAAAAAUUUCAUUAAAAUUAUUCUUAUUCUUUUUAACAACGUUAAUAUUUACCAAAAGACUGGAAAAAGGGGGACACAAUGAAAUACAUUUAUUUAAUGUUUGUAUUGGGGAAAAAAGUGCAUUUUGGGAUUUGAAAGACUUUACAAUCACACUGAUAACAGGUAGAAUGUUGUAAAACAUCCCGUAUGUUUUUAUUUCCCCGAGCAACACCAUGCGAUCUUGUUGGCGUCACCUUUUGAAUAUUAUAAUUUAAAUCGAUUUUCAAAAUCAAUAAAUAUUAUACUGUUGUAGCUUUCAAGUUUACCGCUACCCCAUGAGGCGUACAAAAGUCUUCUUGAGAGCUUGAACUACGUCCAAGGUGUUGUGGUCUACACGGCUAAUGGAAUAUGGGUCAAUGAUCAGAUUAAACUACGUGAUGAUUACAAGGUGAGUACUUAUGUCUUCAAUGGUCUACUUAUAGUCAUCGUUCAUUCUGGGAGCACUUCAUUGAGAAUGUUACAUUGUGAUCUGGGAACACUUACGUGAGAAUGAGACAUUGUGAUCUAGGAACACUUCAUUGAGAAUGAGACAUUGUGAUCUGGGAACAGUUACGUGAGAAUGAGACAUUGUGAUCUGGGAACACUUACGUGAGAAUGAGACAUUGUGAUCUGGGAACACUUCAUUGAGAAUGAGACAUUGUGAUCUGGGAACAGUUACGUGAGAAUGAGACAUUGUGAUCUGGGAACACUUACGUGAGAAUGAGACAUUGUGAUCUGGGAACACUUACGUGAGAAUGAGACAUUGUGAUCUGGGAACAGUUACGUGAGAAUGAGACAUGUGAUCUGGGAAAACUUACGUGAGAAUGAGACAUUGUGAUCUGGGAACACUUAAGUCAGAAUUUUUCAUUGUGAUCUGGGCACACUUCAUUGAGAAUGUUACAUUGUGAUCUGGGCACACUUCAUAGAGAAUGUUACAUUGUGAUCUAGGCACACUUCAUUGAGAAUGUUACAUUGUGAUCUGGGCACACUUCAUUGAGAAUGUUACAUUGUGAUCUGGGCACACUUCAUUGAGAAUGUUUCUUUAUGAUCUGGGAACACUUAAGUAAGACUGCUACAAUGUGAUAUGGGAACUCGUAAGUACUCUGCUACAUUGUGGUCUGGGGACACUUGAGUGAGAAUGCGACGCUGUGAUCUGGGACCAGUUGAGUUUUUCAAGUUGAGCUAGUUUUAUGUUUUUCUUGUUUAAAUUGUCUGCUAAAGAAGGUGUUUAGCCGAAACUUCCUUUUAAUUCUUCUGUCUUUUUUUAAAAACCCUAAACACAUGUUAGUCCACUAUUUAUAUAAACAUAAAACAGAGCUUAAUAAAAUUAAGCGUUUGAUUACUUUCAAACUAUCUGUAUGUCAUUGAUAACCUUAUUUUAUCUAAAUAUAUUCGUUUCUUUUGUUUUUUUAGUUGUUAUUUUAAAGACAUCAUAGACAACAUUUUUCAGUGCUAGAUUGAAUAAAAAAUUCAUCACAGAUUGAUAUUACCUGUCUUUAUCAUUUGGAUGAAAUCUAUGCUUUUGAAGUAGUUUAUCUAUGCUUCUGUUUGUUCCUAGCAUACAUUAAUUACCUACCCGAGAAACUGACAUCACAGGCAAGACUGUUCGCAGAUGACACAGCAGUGUAUAGGACGAUCGCCAACAGAUCUGACCAGGACCAGCUACAACAGGAUCUCAAUCUGUUAGCUGAGUGGGAGAUGAGCUGGGACAUGGAAUUUCACCCUGUCAAGUGCCAGACACUAUCAGUCUCUAGAAGUUGUACUCCUCUACACUACCAAUACGAACUGCACGGCCAUAUACUUGAGCAAGUUUCCUCCGUAAAGUACCUGGGUGUUACCAUUCAAAGAGAGGUCCGCUGGGACGAGCAUAUUAACAAUGUAUGUAACCAAGCAAACAAGACCCUAGGGUUCUUAAGGUGAAAUCUAAAAAUUGGCAACUCCUGUGUGAAAGAAAGAGCAUAUAAAGCCUUUAUCCGUCCGAUUUUAGAUUAUGCAUCUUCAGUCUGUGACCCAUUUACCCAGAAGAGCAUUGACAGGUUGGAGGCGGUCCAGCGACGAGCAGCACGCUUUGUCCUAAACCGCUACAGGAAUACCUCAAGUGUUGGCAGCAUGCUAGAAACACUAGGCUGGUCACCAUUGGAGAAACGACGACGACAAUCCAGGCUCUCCAUGAUGUACAAGAUAAAUAAUGGGCUGGUCCACUGUUCCAGUAUUAAACAGAAACUCGUACCUCUCCCCCAUAGACAGCGACGAGGCCAUGACAGACAAUUCAGGCUCAUACCAGCAAGAAGCCAGUAUAGGAGCUGCUCAUUCCUGCCCAAGACAAUCAGGGACUGGAACAAUCUUUCAAAAGGAACGGUUGAGGCGACAACACUAGACACAUUUGUGUCUAUUGCCUCAAGCCUUCAAACCCCUAGUGCAUGAUUCCCUCAGUAAAAUUUCCUCAUCAACACCUGGAACAGAAACAUUGCAACUCCCAUCUACAUGCAUAGGAGCCAAAAGGAUCAAUACAUUGAUCAUGGGCCUUUAAGAUAUAGAAGAAGAAGAAACACUUUGAAUUUCUUUGGUCUGCUUCAGCUGCAUUCUUCAUUGAACUACUAGCGGCUGUGGGACAAAAAUGAAUCAUUUGCAUUGACGUCUUUUAUGGGAUGCCUUCGUUGUGUAGAAUAAAUAACAAGAAUCUAUGCAUAUAUAUGCGUUAAUGUUUGGUAACCACCACUUCAAUCCUUGAUCUAAUACAGGUCAGGUAGCUGUAGUUUUCCCUCACUCAACUAGAAUAAAUAAAUAUAUUUCUAUUCCACAGAGUAGUGUGGUCAACUUCUAUAACGCCACCGCAGAGCAAAUUAAUUUCUCUGCGCCGGGCGGCCCGCACGUGCCCAUCAACCAGUGGGUGGCCGACAGAACCGAUGACACCAUCAAGGACCUCCUGAAGGCCGAUGACAUCAAACCGUCCACCGCGGCGGUCCUCGUCAACGCACUUUACUUCAACGGCACCUGGAAGUUACCGUUCAACCCAGACAACACCUUCAAAGGCCAGUUCCAGAGCAGGGAACGAAUGGUCAUCGAGGCAGAUUUCAUGAACCGUGUCGGGAGAUUCGGCGUGAAGCUCUCCGCCGCCGGGAACGUGGACGUCGUGAAACUUCCCUUCACGAACGAGAACUUCUCGUUCUACAUCGUCCUACCGCGGGACAUCACAGAUUUCCCAUCGCUCGAAAGCAGAAUAAGUGGCGACGACUUUGACGACAGCGUCUUCUUCACCGACGUCAGACCAAAGUACGUUAACUUGACCCUGCCCAAGUUCAGCAUCACGGCCACCCUGAACCUGAAGAACCCUUUAAGCAAUCUAGGAAUGCCCAUCGCCUUCUCAAAGGACGCCGAUUUUUCGGGAAUCGCCGACGCUGGUCUUCUAAUAACGGAUGUCGUACAGAAAGCUGUGAUUGAAGUUGUUGAGACGGGGACCGUGGCAACUGCUGCCAGUUUCGUGGAUGUGGGAAUCAAAAGUGGAUAUGGAUUUGAGGAUCCCUAUAAAAUCGUGGCCGAUCGCCCGUUCAUUUUUUACAUUAGAGAUGACGACAACGGGCUAAUUCUGUUCCAAGGCAAACAGACCGACCCUACAACGAAUACAGUUGAAAAUUAAGAAAUAUAAUGUCCACUACUUUUUGGCGUUCUCCAGUAUUUAAGUAUUAAAAUAUUAUUGAAUUUUUCUUAGAAAUUAUUGAAAAAUAAAGCAGUCAUUGUGGUCAAACAAAAUUUCAAAUUAGAUCUUUCUUAAUGUUUUUUUAAUUACUUAUUAUUUUUAAAAUGUAUAAUAAUCGUCACAUUAAACUGCGUACGUUUUCUUUAUUAUCAAAACAUUUGUACGGUGCACUAUGCUAUAAAUAGCGAGUUGUCACGGUACACUAUAGUACGAUUAUUGGCAAUUAUUAUUUUUUUGGCAACACUAUAAAAAAAGUCGCUGGAAUCUAUCACGGUACACAACUCUGUUGUAGCACACCCUUUGAGAAUCACUGAUUUUAAAUUCCUUUUUUUUUAAAACUAUGGUAACUUAAAUAGGUUAUCUUAACAUUCUGGUGAAAAUGGAUUUUUUUAAAAAUCUGGACUCAGUAGUAAGAGGUAAGAACAACUGAAAACAAUCAAUACGAUCUUACAGCUUGUAAUGAAGCAGUG